CGCUGAAAGCACCAUGUCUUUUGUUUUGACAUACAUUUACAAGAUAUAACUUUAGAAUUAUGAAAAAAUACCUAUUUACUAGUGUGCCAUCUCUAGACGUUCCCGUUCCUGAAAUGUCAGUGAAUCGUUCCCCGCUUUGUGCUUUGCUUCUGUUUAUCAUAAAUCCUUCCAUUCCAUUUAUUUUCAGUGUUUUUAUUUGUGGUUUUCAAUCUGUGAAUGUUCUUUUGCAAAUUGUUUAGAAUGGCUGAUGAUGAAUUUUCGUCGAACUCGCAAAGCACUGCUCAAAAUGAAAAUGGAAAUGCAAACGCUGAACCAAAUGUUCCUUUUCGUCUUGAUUUGGGCGAUGAUCCUAUAAGAAAUGGAGACCACAUUAGGUUAGAAAAUCAAAAUUCUGUACCGUCAGUUUCCAGUACAAGCUCGAACUCAGUACCAAGUGAAGGUCACAGGCGAGAAGACAAUCCAUUUUCAUUCAAACAUUUCCUUCGAAGUGACUCCAACUCGGGGUACCAAAAUAAAGGGGCCCGCCCCAAAGUUUAUGGUGAACGGCGAUCCGCGUCCAGCGAUUUUGUCACCAACAGGCCCCCAGAACCCAAACAAUCUGUCAGAAUGGUUCCAGAAUUCUCAUCUGCUCUGCCAGACUUCGUACAAGACCACUUGGUCAUUGAGCAGUGCUACUUGGGGAACAAUCCUACAAAUAAUUAUGAUUUGGAUGUGGACAACUUGCCAGAUUUUACUCCUGAUAGAAGCAGUAGUAGGAAAUGCAAUAGUGUAGAUGCAGAUAACUUGCCAGAUUUCACACCAAGCAGAGAAACUAGGAAUUCCAAUGGUUCUAGAAAUGCCAAUGGUAGUAAUUCAAAUGAUCAAGUACCAUUGGAUUUGCCAAUAAGACCUCCAGAUUCGUUUCCUCUAGAUCUUCCACUCACUGGGUCGUCUAGCUCAAGAAAUUCCACUAGUGAGGUUGGAAACUCCAAAAGCCUCCCAGACUUUCUGACAGACAGUGCGGUUUGUACUCAGAAAGGUGAAGCUAUGACUGCACCUCACAGUCCUGAAGGUGAAGUAGAAAGGCUGAGACAUGAACUGGAAAUCGUCCGUAGACAUUUGACUGAGAAAAAUAGGCUCUGUGAAAGCUUAAGUAGGGAGUUAGAGAUAGCUAGGAAUAAGGAACAUGAAUACACACAAAACCUGUCAAAGGCACUGGAACAAGUGGAGAAUAGUCUAGAAAAAAGUAACAGGCGAGCGGCAUCUGCUGAAGGUACUGUGACGAAACUAAAGCAAGAAAUUAAAACUUUAACGGUACAAGUGAGUAAUUUGAAAUUGGAGAAUCAGAGUUUAAGAGGCGAAGAGGCUGCAGGAGGUCAAGGGUACUACAACUCGGCGAAUGAGUUUCAUUCGCAGAGGUUAGCUCAAGAUUUGAGGGCGGCUGCAAGCUCAGCCGAACACUCUUUGAGGCAAUUGCUAACUGGGGUAGACAACCUCCGAAUGAUGGCAGCUACUUUGGAAAACAUGCAUCGAAUAGAAGAAAGGGACGAGCAUUUCUCUAAAUUUGACGAUAAUGCUGGACCAUCGCUUUAAACUUUUAUACACAACAGUCUGCACCAUGUAUCUUUAGCUAGAUUUUUUAACUUAGCUAGGUUGUUAUACAUAUAAUCUUAUUUAUUGUUAUAACAAAAAUUUUUAUACACGUGUAAGUAUAAUCUGUAAAGUAUUUUUGGUAAUAUUCAAGUACCAAAUCUGUAUAUACUGUUUUCAGUUGCUCCAGAUAUACAAAAAUGUGAUGUUUUAGAUAUUACUUUGGCUGUAAGAAAUAAAUAUUUGAUGUAACA
Molecule: messenger RNA, 1823 nt
Organism: Acanthoscelides obtectus
Lineage: Eukaryota; Metazoa; Arthropoda; Insecta; Coleoptera; Chrysomelidae
Source: the annotation of a GenBank genome assembly